This is a messenger RNA of Aspergillus homomorphus CBS 101889, 722 nucleotides long. RefSeq names its product class I SAM-dependent methyltransferase. NCBI's taxonomy places the organism in Eukaryota, Fungi, Ascomycota, Eurotiomycetes, Eurotiales, Aspergillaceae. The annotation marks the transcript as partial. The record is from RefSeq and is a predicted model, not a curated record. The transcript has 5 exons.
UCUGACCGUUCCGCUGACGAAUAUAUUCUUGGUCGGGAUGUUCCCGAAGCGGUCAGAAUGAAUGAGCAGCAGCUUUUCUGGAGAUUCCAGACGGGCCAUGUCUUGAGCCCGCUCAUCCCCAGGCAGCCUGGAAUGCGCGUCGCGGAUCUCGGAUGCGGAACAGGCAUCUGGUGUAUAGAUCUCGGUUACGAGCUGGACACGGCCGAGAUCUGUGGCUACGACAUCUCGGAUGCCUUGUACCCGCCUCAAUCCACAUUACCAAAGAAUGUCAAAUUGGACACGCUGGACGUCAUGUCUGAUAUACCGGACAAAUUCCACGGGGCUUUUGAUGUCGUGCACCUGCGUUUGUGGGUCUGCGUGGUGAGGGACAAUCGACCCGAUAAGUUGAUCCAAGCGGUUAGCACCUUGCUGAAGCCUGGAGGCUAUGUCCAGUGGGAGGAGAUUGGGCGAGAUACCAGCCUGGUAUCUUCGUGCCCUAUGCAGCGCUUAGAGAGCCUUUAUACACGACAGCUUGAGAGUGAGAGAAUCGAUUCACGUUGGGUGGGCAAUCUGCCAGAUAUUUUCAGAGAACAGGGCUUUAGCAUAAUGCAAGGUGAACUUGGCAUGUGGGAGAAAACAGUCCGCGGAUUGUAUUAUGCAAAUUACCUGACUGUUGUGACGAGGGUCUUGCGGGCGUCUUGGGUGAAUAGCAAGGAAGAUUCAACUUACCUGGAGAAUUUGAC